ACCAGCCCACAGUGAGCUGCCAAAGAGGAAGUGCAGCUUGUUUUCUUUCAUUUUCUUGAUUCCUAUGCUGUAGGAAGAUGAAAGGAGAAGGAGGAGGAGGAGGAGGCAACAGCGGCAGCCAAACUUAAAUAAUUCUGACGAUUCCCGAUAUCAAAUGGAGGCCCCUGAGUGGGACCCACUGAAAAAUGACACCCUUCCGCCGACCCUGACGCCAGCUGUCCCUCCGUAUGUGAAGCUGGGCCUGACCAUUGUAUAUACUGUUUUUUAUUCACUGCUUUUUGUGUUCAUCUACGUCCAGCUCUGGCUGGUCCUUCACUACAGGCACAAGAGGUUCAGUUAUCAAACUGUCUUUCUGUUUCUGUGCCUGUUUUGGGCCUCUCUUAGGACAGUGCUCUUUUCAUUUUACUUCAAAGACUUUGUCACAGCAAAUUCUCUCAGCCCCUUCAUCUUCUGGCUUCUCUAUUGCUUCCCAGUCUGCCUCCAGUUUUUCACCCUGACCCUGAUGAAUCUUUACUUCACACAGGUGAUUUUCAAAGCUAAGUCAAAAUAUUCCCCUGAGCUACUGAAAUACAGGUUGCCCCUCUACCUGGCUUCUCUUUUCAUAAGUCUCCUCUUCCUCUUGGUGAAUUUAACAUGUGCAGUAUUGGUGAGGACACAGAAUUCAGAGAGAAAAAUCAUUGUCUCAGUCCGGGUGGCAAUUAAUGACACAUUGUUUGUGCUGUGCGCUGUUUCACUCUCCAUCUGCCUGUAUAAGAUCUCCAAGAUGUCUUUAGCCAACAUUUACUUGGAGUCCAAGGGCUCAUCUGUCUGUCAGGUGACAAGUAUAGGAGUGACUGUUAUACUACUUUAUACCUCACGAGCCUGUUACAACUUGUUCAUCUUAUCGUUUUCCCAAACCAAGAAAGUCAACUCUUUUGAUUAUGAUUGGUACAACGUGUCGGAUCAGGCAAAUCUGAAAUGUCAGCUGGGAGAUGCAGGUUACAUAGUGUUCGGAGUGAUCCUUUUCGUCUGGGAGCUCUUGCCUACUUCCUUGGUUGUGUAUUUCUUCCGUGUCCGAAAUCCUACGAAAGAUCUAGCCAGCGCAGGAAUGGUCCCGAGCCACGGCUUCAGUCCCAGAUCUUACUUCUUCGACAACCCCCGCAGAUACGACAGUGACGAUGAUCUAGCCUGGAAUAUUGCCCCACAGGGGGCACAGGCCAGUUUCUCUCCAGACUACUAUGACUGGAGCCAUCAGAACAACAGCUUCAUGGCUUACAUAGGAUCCCUCCAACAAGAUCCAGCACUGGACACAGACCGGCCAAGCCCAAUUUAACUUCAAUCAACUACAGCAUCUAGGACAUUCCAAUAUUAAAACCAAUCUUCUGAAAAACAAAGCUUAGCAACUUUUCUUCACCUUUUGGUUUUUAGAGAUUUUCCUAUGCACACAUAAAUGAAGAACCUUGCCAUGAGCUUUUCAUAGUUCAAGGAGAAGUAUAAGCUAAUGAUUUAAACUUUGAAGACUGUUCCAAUUAAUACCCUGUUCUAAGCCAUGGGAUUUUGGCUUUGAAUAGAGUUGUUAGAAGGUAUAAUUUAAUCAUUUUUAUGCUCAUUUUAAAAGAGCAAAUUUCAUGAAGUGAAAUGGCAUAAUUAUUUUCUAAGUAUUUUUAUUUUUACACUGUGUAUAAAGUUAGAAAUACAUGAUUAUGAUCAAUAUACUGUAAACACAUGAAUAGAUUUUUCAAAUGCAUGACAGUUGCAAUUUUUACAUGCACAUCAAAGCCUGUAAGAAAAAAAAAAAAAUCAACCCAAUUAAAUACUGUCUCUUCAAG
This is a messenger RNA of Hirundo rustica (Barn swallow), 1808 nucleotides long. It is a transcript of the gene GPR137B, whose product is annotated as G protein-coupled receptor 137B. The coding region runs from base 155 to 1312 and encodes 385 amino acids. Lineage: Eukaryota; Metazoa; Chordata; Aves; Passeriformes; Hirundinidae. Gene Ontology annotation, cellular component: lysosomal membrane. Gene Ontology annotation, biological process: negative regulation of bone resorption; negative regulation of osteoclast differentiation; regulation of autophagy. The record is from RefSeq and is a predicted model, not a curated record. The transcript is spliced from 7 exons.